GUCCCCACAACACUGCUGGUUUCUCUUCUUGAUACACGCAGAUUUGCCCGCCUCCUCAGUCAAGAGAAGCAUCCCUUCAGAAACAGGGAAACAUGACACUUUUAAAAGACAGCCAAAUGGUGUGAAAAUAAAACUGGAGUAUUCACAUUUGCACCAAUCUCCUGUAAGAUUCAAAGGGACAAAUGAGAGGCAGUGACCUUUCACAAAAGCCAAAGUCCCAUGCAUUUGAAUGUGAAGACUUCUGACGACAGUUAAAUCCCAUUGACUGCUUUAAGAGAUCACCAGGACCUUGAUCCCAACUCCUAGCAGUAAUAGUUUGUGUAAAAAAUUUGAUCUACAGCCACUCUGUAAAUGCAUGGAUGAAUUGAUCAGAACGUCGAAAAACCAAGGAAACCCAAGAGGAAAGAAUCCUAAUAAAGAGAAUUAAAAUUAAAAACUUACAAGGCAAGGUUCCUUUUCCUGUGGACAGCCUAAGAAGUAAUGUGAUUGCCACUGUAAGAGAAAAAUGACCAUGAACAGCACAUGUGUUGAAGAACAACAUGACCUGGACCACUACCUGUUCCCAGUGGUCUACAUAAUCGUGUUUAUCAUCAGCGUUCCAGCCAACAUCGGAUCUUUAUGCGUAUCCUUUCUGCAAGCGAAGAAGGAAAAUGAACUGGGAAUCUACCUCUUCAGUCUGUCACUGUCGGACCUGCUCUAUGCGCUGACUCUGCCUCUCUGGAUCAAUUACACUUGGAAUAAAGACAACUGGACUUUCUCUCCCGCCUUGUGCAAAGGAAGCGUUUUCUUCACCUACAUGAACUUUUACAGCAGCACAGCCUUCCUCACUUGCAUUGCCCUGGACCGCUAUUUAGCAGUUGUCUACCCUCUGAAGUUUUCUUUUCUAAGAACAAGAAGAUGUGCAUUCAUUGUCAGCCUGUCUAUCUGGAUAUUGGAAUCCAUCUUUAACUCCAUCCUUCUGUGGAAAGAUGAAACGAGCAUUGAAUACUGUGAUGCGGACAAAUCGAGUUUCACUCUCUGCUAUGACAAAUACCCUCUGGAGAAGUGGCAGAUAAACCUCAACCUGUUCAGGACGUGCAUGGGCUACGCAAUACCCUUGAUCACCAUCAUGGUCUGCAACCAUAAAGUCUACCAAGCCGUGCAGCACAACCAAGCCACGGAAAACAGCGAAAAGAGGAGGAUCAUAAGGCUGCUCGCUAGCAUCACGCUGACUUUCGUCUUGUGUUUUACCCCCUUCCACGUGAUGGUGCUCAUCCGCUGCAUUUUGGAGCGCAAUAUGAACUUCAAUGACAAGUCUGGAAAGCAGACAUUUACGGUGUACAGAAUCACAGUGGCACUGACAAGUCUAAACUGUGUCGCCGACCCAAUUCUGUACUGCUUUGUGACUGAAACAGGGAGGGCUGAUAUGUGGAACAUAUUAAAAUUAUGUACUAGGAAACACAGUAGAUACCAAGGACAAAAAAGGAACACACUUUCUGUGUCUGCAAGAGAGAUGGUAGAAUUAGAGAUUAUAGAAUAAAAGGUGGAGGCGGGUUAAGUUACAUGGUAUUAUAUAAUAAAAAGUAUAUUUUGGAAAAGAAAUCAGGCAUAGGAGAACCAAGUGUGAAUACUUUAAUCUACCCCAGUGGACAUAUUUUGAAGGUACAUUGUGUGAAUCCUAUGUUGGAUUUAUUAAGUAAAGUAUGUAUGUAUUCUAAUGACUAGGCAUCAUCGUUUUAGUCCCAAUUCUCUCUAUCUCUAUGUUAUAAGCCCUAAGAAGGAGGUAGGACCAUUAGUCUUUAAAUCAGUGGCCAUUCUAUGUGAUAAUUAUGAUUUUGUUGUUGUUGUUGUUAUGCUUUGGGUUUUUAGUCUGUCUGUACCAGUUUUCUCAUUUGUAUACACCUGUCUUAAUAGGUGUAACUAUUAAAUACUUAAUCACAUUCACUAACAAGUAUUUGAAGCCACUCUGUGUACUGGGAUUUUCCACUCAGUACUUACUGGGGUUAUAAAAGAAAUCUCAUGAACUUUCAUGAAGUUUACAUGCAUUUAGGGAUCUGGUCACCGAGUCACAUGAAGUAAAAGUAAAUGGAUUUUGUA
Messenger RNA from Apodemus sylvaticus (European woodmouse), 2076 nucleotides. It is a transcript of the gene Gpr65, whose product is annotated as G protein-coupled receptor 65. Gene Ontology annotation, biological process: G protein-coupled receptor signaling pathway. The coding region runs from base 506 to 1519 and encodes 337 amino acids. The record is from RefSeq and is a predicted model, not a curated record. Gene Ontology annotation, cellular component: membrane. Gene Ontology annotation, molecular function: G protein-coupled receptor activity. The transcript has 2 exons. NCBI's taxonomy places the organism in Eukaryota, Metazoa, Chordata, Mammalia, Rodentia, Muridae.